AUGAUACUGGACUUGGCGUCGGCCCUCGACUUUCCGUUGGUUCAUUUUUCGCCACGACGCAAGUGCGACCUCAAGGAGGUCAGCUGCGACGUCGACGCCUCUUCCACGUCUUCUGCUUCUUCUUCUUCUUCUUCUCCGACGUCUUCUGCUCCGAAGAAGACGUCGACCGCGAUGAACAGCACCUGCUACAGCACCACUUCCAGUGCCAGCAGUACUAGUUCCGGCGGAUCUUCGACGACGUCAUCCGCCUCGACGUCUUCUUCUUCCAGAAGAUCCAUCGGAACUUUUGCUGCUGCCGCCUUCUUCUCUACGGCCGCCACUUGCCUUGGAGGCAGGAAGAAUCGUGAGAAUUCUGAAACCGUCGUUGCUGUCGUCUCUGCCAAGGAUCUGAGAUACGAAGACGCUUCUCUGCCCUCGACCAGUAAAGGUUUUUUUUUUCGAAGUUUUGACCAAACCAGUUCCAAAUGCGUUGGGUUGUUAAUGGAAAAACAUUUUUUCAAGGAGUGUAUUUUUACUUUGGGAGUUUCAUGGAAAAUCAAAGCAAUGGUUUCUGAGAGGGCUCAAACUCUGAUUUUCACAGAGGAGGAUCUCUAAAAAUUGUCGAUGGUUUUCUCUGAAUUUACUUUGAAUUUCCUUAAAACUUGAAAGCCGAUUUUUGUUUCCAGACUUUCAGGGUCCUUACCUCGGGAUAUUUUAGCUAACAUCCAAGAAAUUCCCAUGUAAAAUUACCUCCCUUUUCAGCUUUUUCUUUUCCACUUUCUGACUUUAAAAAAUGUUCAGCUGGUUCUCCAUCCGAAGAGAAGUCCUUGGACACGGCUCAGUCGUGGUCCCAAGCGAUUCAGGCGGCCCUGAUGCCGGUCACGCCGCAAAGCAGCACCGGUGGAGCCAAACGGGAUAUGGCCAAGCUCAAAGUGCCGACUGAAGGUGAGGAACUCAACAGUUUUCACCAAGAACGUAAAUGAUCUGACACGAGUUUCGCUUUUUUGAAAGACUUCAACCUCUUCAUGAGUCCGUUGCGGAUAAAUUUGGCUCAUUCAAAACCUUGAGUUUGCCAUAUGCUUUUUACGGUAUUGCUCUUCAAAUUCAGCAUACUCACAAAAACAAAAAUUGAAGAAUACUUUCUAAACUUCUUUUCUUUCAGGAGAAAAAGGCCAUCUUGGGUCGACGAUCCAGAGCGAACAGGAAUUCUCGCAGCUGUAUCAGAUCUUUGCGGAAGAGGUUUUGGAACUUGGAGUGGGAGCAGUCUUUUUCAACUGAAUUUUCUGUAGAUCUUGGGUUCGGGACAGUUUGGAACUGUCUACGGGGGCAUCCACAGGAAAACGAGCAAACACGUCGCCGUCAAACUGAUCGACAAGUUGAAGUUCCCUCCAAGUAAAGAAGACCUGCUCAGGACUGAAGUCCAUAUCCUGCAGGUGAAUCCUAGAGGAAACAUUUUGGAAAUGAGGGGAACCGAAGAAAAUAAUGGAAGUUUUAUCAUGUCUCAUAGGAAAACUAGGAGACGGAAGUUUAUAGGUACGGAAAAUUCUAUAUGAGUACCCGAUAAAUCAUUGCUAUCGUUUUUCACAACUUUUGUUCGAAAAACAAACUUUUUCCAUUCAGAAAGUUCAUCAUCCUGGUGUCGUCAACUUCCUUCAGAUGCUCGAAACUCCGGACAGGAUUUUCGUCGUCAUGGAGAAGCUCAAGGUGACUUUGAAGCUUUUUCAGGCUUUUGAAAGCCUAGUUGUUGCGGCUAACUCGAAAAUAUGUAGAGGAAAUUGGAGAUUUUAGUCAAGAUCAGUUCUAGAUUCUCUAUAAUCGCAAAAAUAAAAGGGAUUGAUUUUUCUGAGUCUGUUUUAUGUUUUAGUAUGCAUAAUGACAAUAAAUCUUUUGAAGUGUUUUUUAAGGACGUAAUUUUUGGCCCCGCUCAAAAAUAGCUCCAGCUUCGUUUAGAAAAAGUUCAAAAAUUUCCAGGGCGACAUGCUCGAGAUGAUUCUUUCGAGUGAGAAGGGACGCUUGAGCGAACGGAUUACUCAGUUCUUGGUUGCACAGGUACCUUCUAUUCAUUUUCAAGAUUUUAAACAAUUUUUCUCAAUUUCAGAUCCUAGUUGCUCUGAGAUAUCUGCACAAUUUAAAUAUUGUUCAUUGUGAUCUGAAGCCGGAGAAUAUUCUUCUGACGUCGAAUAGUGAUUAUCCACAGGUUUUCUAUCGAAAAUUCCAUUUUUAAUGAUAAAAAUUAUGACUACAGGUGAAACUCUGCGAUUUCGGAUUCGCAAGGAUCAUUGGUGAGAAAUCGUUCAGACGGAGUGUCGUUGGAACGCCGGCUUAUUUGGCCCCUGAGGUGGAUUUUGACAUCUUUUCAUUUAAUUCAAAGGAUAAGGUAGAAUACAAUGAGGUACAGUAAUUCUGGAAAAAAGCAAAUUUUUUUAUAUGAUCAUUUUUUGGAGAGUGAUGCCGGUUUAAUAUUCAUACUAGCUAGUAUAGGGUAUGCAAGAAAAUCGAGAGAAUCCGAAAAUUUAACGAUUCUUCCCUAGGUUCUCCGAAACAAGGGCUUCAACCGUUCGCUGGACAUGUGGAGCGUCGGCGUAAUUGUCUACGUCAGCCUUUCUGGGACCUUUCCCUUCAACGAAGACGAGGACAUCCAUGAUCAGAUCCAGAACGCCGAGUUCAUGUACCCGCCCAGUCCGUGGAAGGAGAUCUCCGAGUCGGGUCAGUUCUUCGACUCCAGGAAACAUAAUGAAAUCAUCAUUUUUUGCUCUAGUCAAAGACUUGUACUGGGUAGUAAACAAGAAUCUAUUACGCAUUGUUAGCUUCCAAUUCGAGAAGUUUACUUCAAAAUAUCUCUUUAAAGUCGAAAACGGAUGAGAUUUUAUAAGAUGAGAUUUUUUGAUCCAUAAUUCUAAAAAGUCGAUUUUUUCAGCCAUUGAGUUCAUCAACGGCCUGUUGCAAGUCAAGAUGAGCAAACGGUUCACGGUUUCCAAGGCGUUGGCCCAUUUAUGGAUGCAGGUGAGUUCAAAUAAAAUAAAAAGGAUAAAGUGCACUGAAUCGAUAAGCUUCUAGAAAGAAGAUGCAAAAAAUGAGCUUUCUUUUCCUGUUCUUUUCUUAGAUUCCUUUUUUCCUCACAACAACACGUCACAAUUUUUUGAGUGUAAUGUUUUUUCUUCUUCAGAAGUACACCCUGUGGUCGGACCUGCGGCUCUUGGAAAAAUCUGUCGGCGAGCGUUUCCUGACGCACGAAAGUGACGAUUCCCGGUGGGCCGACUACGAACGGGACAACAAUUUGACGCCGGUCUACGUUUAG
Messenger RNA from Caenorhabditis auriculariae, 3277 nucleotides. The record is from the annotation of a GenBank genome assembly. Lineage: Eukaryota; Metazoa; Nematoda; Chromadorea; Rhabditida; Rhabditidae.